AUGGACUGCAUCAAUUUCAUUGAGCUCGACCUGAUCUUGAUUACGCCCUACCCCAUCGUGGGUACAGGGCCCGGAGACGACGACGUCGUUAGCAAAUCGAGUGGCGACCGCCUCAGCUCUGCCGCUGAAAGAAAUUGCGACGCAAUUCUCUCACUUUCCAAUUCACCGGCUAGCAGCAACAUGCGCAUCCGUUGCAUUGUGUUUGCGGUCUCCAGCUCAUUUCUUCGCGGAAGCGCCGAGUCGAUGGUCGACGGAGAUCGACCUGAUGUCGUUGCUAUCGACCAAAGCACGCUUCCACGUCUCAACACUGACGCAUCGGAUGGUCCAGGGCUGCUAAGGACAUUCAACAAGACAGUGAACACGACCGCGGCUGUCACCCCAAGACCUUUGGACGACUCGGCUGUCGAUGAGACCACUCUCGAAGAGCAGCAAAGUGAGAGGUGGGCGUCUUUGGACGGCGCGAUGGGCCGUUUACGUGACUCGCUGUACCUCCUGCAAAAACGGUCGCCCGGCAAACGUUUCCAAGACAUGUUUGGCGGUCGUCGAAAAGCUUUCACUCCUGGCGCCUUCAACGACUGGCUAAAGUAUGUUGCCAAGUUCCGAGCUCGACAUGGCGAGUACUCUGACGAAGACAUUUUCCAGAUGGUAUGGGAACGCGUACCAAAAGCCGACCGAAAGAAACUGCUUCAGCAGCUUAAACAAACUGAUGUCGGACAGGAUCAUACCCUCUUGCAGCAAUGGCUCAGUAGCUCACUCAAACCCCAGUCUGACGUCGUGGUCAACUAUUGGAAAAGCCAGAGAUACAGCCCUAAGUCUGUGCUCAACGGCCUCGAUAUCGAUUUCUUUGCUGAGCCGGAACUUGCGAUCCACUGGCUAAGGUUCAACGAAGAAGUCGGACUGACGCACCCUGGCGGCGUUGUUUCCUUCGACGAUAUUGCGAUAUAUAUGGAAACGCACGUUGGACGGUCUCACGAUGCCGGAGCUAAUCCUCACGCACUCGCAUCAAAUCUACUCGUACCAUCUCCUUUGAGCGACGACGGAUUUUUCGACCUCGUGAAAAAAGCUCACACGAAGGGGAAGGACAACCUCGACGAAAUCGCCAAACGGUUAGAAGAUACUUACACUCGAUUAAGGGACGAACCUAAGCACGCGAAGUACUCCUGGCAGCCUUCUCCGGCAGUGACUUGA
Molecule: messenger RNA, 1188 nt
Organism: Peronospora matthiolae
Lineage: Eukaryota; Oomycota; Peronosporomycetes; Peronosporales; Peronosporaceae
Source: the annotation of a GenBank genome assembly